AUGUCAGCCUCAGAAGAUCUUAUCGACUUUAACCUAAUCGAAGGGCAAAAGGAGAACAUUCAGUCCUUGCCUGGCGGUCGUUCAGCAAAGAAACUGGCUCAACUCUACUCGCCCUCACCCCUUCAUAAACUCUCGACACCAACACCUUCCGACACACGAAAUGUGCACGACUGCAUCCGAGCCGAAUUUGAGGCCGAGGUUGAGAACCUCGCCGAGUCGGACGACCCCCUCGACGUCUUCGAGCGCUACGUUCGAUGGACCCUAGAUGCCUACCCCUCGGCGCAAGCAACACCACAAUCACAGCUUCACACUCUUCUUGAGCGCGCGACAAAGGCCUUCAUUGGCUCAGCGCAGUAUAAGAACGACCCUAGAUACCUCAAGCUCUGGGUUCACUACAUCCACUUUUUCUCUGAUGCCCCGCGCGAGACAUACAUGUUCUUGUCCCGACACGGUAUCGGAGAGUCCCUUGCUCUCUUCUACGAAGAGUACGCGGCGUGGCUUGAGGGUGCUGGACGAUGGGCUCAGGCUGAAGAGGUAUACAAACUGGGUAUCGAGCGCGAGGCCCGGCCGGUUCAGCGACUCUUGCGCAAGUUCAAGGAGUUUGAGGAGCGAGUUGCCCAGCAGCCAGACGUCAUGGACGAGCCCUCAUCGCCGGCUCUGCCCACUGUCCGACCAGCUCUUGCAGCCAAGGUCGAUCCAUUCGCAGCUGCGCGGGCAGCAGAUCCCCAAGCCCCUCGGCCAACAAGCGGUGGAGCAUCGAAGCCUAAUAAAUCCAAGCUAGCCAUCUUCUCGGAUGCUGAUGCCAAGCCAUCUGCCAUGUCCACAAGAGCGGCUGGCUCUAAGGGCUGGGAUACCAUCGGUUCGCUCGCGGAUCGUAAGAAGGAGAACGCUGUGGAGGCCAAGCCCUGGGCUGGCGAGACUCUCCAAGCAGGGGGGAAGAAGAGCGCUGCUCCCAAGAUGUCGAUCUUUAGGGAUCCGAAUAUUGUUGUUGUUCCUUCACAACAUCAAGUCUCAGUUCACCCCCAUACGGGCAAAAAGGAGCGCGUGUUUGUUGACCUUGCUGCAAUUUACCCAACUCCAGAGGAGCUUGGCACUGAGCUAAGCUUCGAGGAGAUCAUGGCUGCUAAUCGAGGAUGGCUUGAUCACAGCUGGGAGGAGGAGUCUGUUGACGAGAAUCUGGUCCCUGAGCCUAUUGCUCCUCUUGUUGAGAUUGAAGAAAUCAGCAAGGGAGUCGGGGAGAAACUGGUGAUUCACCAGGAUCCUGCCGACAAGCUGAUGAUCCAUCAGGUUUCUGCUGACAGGCUGAUGAUCCAUAAAGAUCCUCCUGCUGGCAAGCUAGUCAUUCAUCAAGACCGUUCUGCCAAGCUGGUGAUUCAUAAAGAUACUGUGCAGUAUGAUGAGAACGGCAGGGCCAUGGAGCAGCCUCGAGGACCACGAGGGGGCAAGAAGAAGAAGGUGAUUGAAGUCAACGAGACUCAGAUCAUCAAGGCAAAGCUUGAUUCCCCGUCAAGACCCAAGCUAAAGAAGAAGAACACCUCGGAGCCCACCAUGACGAUCCAUACCAAAGCCGCCACUGAUGAGAUCUACGAUAUUUUCAAUGCCCCCCUGAAGCCUGCCGGCCAGGAUGAUGAAGAGAGCGCCUACGAUGAUGAUGAUUACGAGAGUGACGACAACUACACGACUGACGUGGAGAGCACCGGAACAACCAGGCAGAUCGAGCCCAGUGAAGCCGGUGACGAUGAGACCUCUGAUGCGAAGAGUGUCAGCGAGUGGUCUGACUUUUCAACAAGAAGACACAUUCCCAACCUUAAUGAGGAUGGGGACGAUGACGAGGAGGAGCGUGACGGCGAACGCAACGACACCCAGGCAUCUGAUCUCAUCGAUACAAGUGCACCAGUGACAGAGCAAGAACCAUAUGAGGCUUUCGACAACUCUGAUCGACAGGACCGAACUGAGGAUGCCGAGGAAGGAGAAGAUGUUGAGGAGCUCGAGACUCCAGUGACAGAAGAGUUCCCCCCCAUGACACGGACGAGCUUCAUCCCUAUCCCCCCUGAAGACUACGAGCCACCAACUCGACCGUAUAGGGACCCGGCUGAGGUGGCCAACAACCGAUUGCCGUUUAUGACACCCAUCACAGAGAGGACCGAGGCAUCUCUUGACGUGACGGUGGAACGCAACGAGUACAAGACGCCUUGCAAGAAGGACAACUCAAUGUUGGUGGAUGAUGAGGAGGCCUCAUAUCUUGAGCCCCUGAGCAGCCCACUGCGCGAGAUAGUGCACGAAGCUCGCCCUGCUCCCAAGAUGUCGGUUCCUCUGGCUCCCAAGUCCAUUGGGCCUUUGGGAAAGUCGAUUCCCUCAAAGCCCCUCCCUCCCAAGGGUCCCAUCAUCAAGGAUAUACAGUGUAACCCUGUUGAUGAAUCCAUUCGGGCUGAAAUCAUCACCAAGAUGCUGCCGCCGUUGAGCGCCUACUCUGGAUUCUACGACCACCGACAGGAGAGGUACGAAAGGGGCAACGAAAUUCGCAAGUUUGCCAAGGCCCUCACUAAAGCCAACAAGUCGGGCGACAGGACUGGGCCUAUUACCAGCCCAGUCGUGAUCGAAUUCCCCGAUACUCACGCGACGUACACGGUCAAGAAGGAACUCGGAGCUGGAGCUUUCGCACCUGUCUACCUGGUGGAGAACUCGGCCCCUGAAGGUGACGAGAAUGACGAGAAUGCCAUUCCCACGAUGGGCAAGGGCGCUUUUGCUGUCAACCACCGCAACGAAGUUGAAGCACUCAAGAUGGAGACACCGCCUUCACCAUGGGAGUUCCAUAUUAUGCGUCUAGCUCACACUCGCUUGGGCCCUCAGCACCGUGCCUCGGCCUCCAUGUCGUACGCACAUGAGAUGCAUCUGUACCAAGACGAGGGAUUCCUCUUCCUGCCAUACCACCCUCAUGGCACACUACUUGAUGUGGUCAAUUUCUUCCGAGCUGAGCCUUCUGCCGUUAUGGAUGAGCAGAUGGCCAUGUUCUUCACCAUCGAACUCCUCCGAACGGUAGAGGCUCUUCACUCCAAGAGUCUGCUACAUGGUGAUCUGAAGGCCGACAACUGUCUCUUGCGUCUGGACGCUCUCAUGAGCGAAGAGCCCCUAUCAAGCCAGUGGAAGGCUGAUGGCAGCGGUGGUUGGUCUUCGCGGGGUGUAGUUCUCAUCGACUUUGGACGAGGCAUCGACAUGCGUGCUUUCGUGCCCGAUGUCGAGUUCAUCGCUGACUGGAAGACGAGCGCUCAAGACUGCGCCGAGAUGCGAGAAGGCCGUCCAUGGACAUGGCAGAUUGACUACCACGGUCUCGCUGGCAUCAUCCACACUUUGCUCUUUGGCAAGUACAUCGAGACGAUGCGCUGUGACCAGGGCGGGCUGGGCAAGUCUGGCAGACGGUACAAGGUUCGCGAGAGCCUCAAGCGAUAUUGGCAGACGGAUCUCUGGUCCGACUGCUUCGAGCUUCUGCUCAACCCCGGUGCAGCUGCCGAGGCGGGAGGCGAGGAGGGCGGCAAGAUGCCUGUUCUCAAGUCGAUGAAGAGCGUGAGGGAGCGCAUGGAGAAGUGGCUAGAGGCCAACUGCGAGAGAGGCGUCGGGCUGAAGAGUUUGAUGGGGAAGUUGGAGGCUUCGUUUUCCAAGAACCGCAAGUAG
This is a messenger RNA of Fusarium falciforme, 3669 nucleotides long. RefSeq lists its product as hypothetical. Lineage: Eukaryota; Fungi; Ascomycota; Sordariomycetes; Hypocreales; Nectriaceae. Gene Ontology annotation, molecular function: ATP binding; protein kinase activity. Bases 1 to 3669 code for a protein of 1222 amino acids. The transcript has 3 exons. The record is from RefSeq and is a predicted model, not a curated record. Gene Ontology annotation, biological process: protein phosphorylation; meiotic sister chromatid cohesion, centromeric; mitotic spindle assembly checkpoint signaling.